Molecule: messenger RNA, 819 nt
Organism: Hyalella azteca
Lineage: Eukaryota; Metazoa; Arthropoda; Malacostraca; Amphipoda; Hyalellidae
Product: probable acyl-CoA dehydrogenase 6
Exons: 5
Coding region: 1-813 (270 amino acids)
Biological process (GO): fatty acid beta-oxidation using acyl-CoA dehydrogenase
Molecular function (GO): acyl-CoA dehydrogenase activity; flavin adenine dinucleotide binding
Source: RefSeq, a predicted model, not a curated record
AUGUGGGACCCUCUGCCCUUGAGUGGGUCUCUCUGUCCUGGAGUGAGACUCUCUGCCCUGGAGUGGGAUUCUCUGCCUAGAGUGGGUCAGUGGGAUUCCCUGUCCUGGAGUGGGACUCUUUGCUCUGCUCAGGAGUUGGACUCUAUGGCCUAUGCCCUGGGACUCCCCUCCCUGGCGUUUGGCAGCGAGAAAUUGAAGCAAGAGUUUCUUGUGCCGAGCAUCAGUGGGGAGUUUGUGGCAUGCAUCGGCGUGAGCGAGCCUCAUGCUGGCUCUGAUGUUGCAAGCAUCAAGACGACAGCAAAGCGUGUUGGUGAUGACCUCAUCAUCAACGGCUCGAAGAUGUGGAUCACGAACGGCACUCAGGCAGACUGGAUGUGCUGCUUAGCCAACACAUCCACUGACAAGAAACCACAUCUCAACAAGAGCCUCAUUUGUCUGCCUCUCAAGACUCCUGGCGUACACGUUGCUCGCAAGAUCAGCAAGCUGGGCAUGCACAGCUCUGACACCGCCGAGCUUUUCUUCGAUGACGUGCGGGUGCCUGCAACCUACAUCAUAGGGGAGGAGGGGCAGGGCUUCACCUAUCAGAUGAUGCAGGUACGUGGCCCACAUCAUAGGGGAGGAGGGGCGUGGCUUCACCUAUCAGAUGAUGCAGACCUGUACGAGGGGGGAGCAGAUGUGCUGGCGCUGGCGUCGAUGGCUAAGCUGAAGGGCGGGCGGCUGGGCAGGGAGGUGGCCGACGCCUGCCUCCAGUACUGGGGCGGCAUGGGCUACACCGACGAGGUCAGGGGCAGCUAUUUAACUUCAUUUAAUUGAACAAAU